AUGAAAAAGUACAGCCGCAGGAACAGCACCCCUCUCGACUCGACCCUGGUCAAAGCAUUCCAUGGUGCCAUCGAGCAAGGCGAUUUGGAUGAGGUGCGGGCCCAACUCGCAGCUCAUCCCCGCUUGGCCAACACUAAGGAAGUAAAAACAGGCGUGACAUCCCUAAUGAAGAGCUCCGUCGCGCCAAAUGCGAUAGCCUUGAUGACUCUGCUUCGCCAGCAAGGUGCAAAUCUGGCAACGAGAGAUGCAACCCGCAGAACGGUCCUCUUAUACGCGUGUACCUGCGGCGCUGAACCAGCGACGGUGGACUUGCUCUGGAGCUGGUCGAGCCUGCGCCCUUCCCCCGAUUUGCGCUGGACACAUUGCGACUCUAACCACGAUGGUGCGAUGGUGUUAGCCGUGCGCAGUCGUAACGUCGCCCUUUUGCAUCAUUUGUGGUCUAUUGUCCCAAUCUCAGCCCAAAGCAAUGCCAGCAACCAUAGUCUGAAGCAAUUGAAAGCAGCCAUUUCAACCAACGACGAAGACUUUAUCAUCGAGGUCAUGAGCAAUCCGUUGAUUCAACAAGCCGUCAAGGACGAAGACGAGUUUGAGUACGAAUAUUGGGUUGACGACUGGUCGAGCAGCGAUGCUAAUACGCACGACAUCAAGAUCACCGUCGCAUGUUGUAUCAAGAACGCCAUCGACGCAAACCUGCGGCGUGUAGUGGACUUGUUCGAGCGCAUCAACCCAGGGUACACUCAUGCGACGCUGUUUUACUAUUGCCACACUAUGCAACCAUGUGAAAGUGCCGAGUGGAGUGACUUCACCUCACGAUAUGUGUGGGAAUCGUCACAAGACAUUGUGCGACCUGCCUUGUUGGUGCAACGCCAGUGGUUGCCUGGCUUAGUGCCCCUUGGUCACCACAUUGCGUCGUACUUGAUGCCACUCAUGGCCCAAGUGUACAAACGAGCACAAAUCCGGAUCAACGACUUUGAAAUCAGCGACGAUGGCGGUUCCUCGUACGAUGGAUUUUACUCCUGCUCCGAGGACGGUGGCUACAGUUCGUAG
Messenger RNA from Aphanomyces astaci, 1047 nucleotides. RefSeq lists its product as hypothetical. Bases 1 to 1047 code for a protein of 348 amino acids. NCBI's taxonomy places the organism in Eukaryota, Oomycota, Saprolegniomycetes, Saprolegniales, Verrucalvaceae. The transcript has a single exon. The record is from RefSeq and is a predicted model, not a curated record.